Molecule: messenger RNA, 11394 nt
Organism: Acipenser ruthenus (sterlet)
Lineage: Eukaryota; Metazoa; Chordata; Actinopteri; Acipenseriformes; Acipenseridae
Product: neurogenic locus notch homolog protein 2
Exons: 34
Coding region: 237-7700 (2487 amino acids)
Biological process (GO): regulation of developmental process; regulation of DNA-templated transcription; cell differentiation
Cellular component (GO): membrane
Molecular function (GO): Notch binding; calcium ion binding; signaling receptor activity
Source: RefSeq, a predicted model, not a curated record
UUUUAGGAAAGGUUGGGUUACAGAGUCCGCUUGGAGGAGUAACAGGCGGAACGAACUGCUCGUUUUUGCUUUGUACAACUACAAAAAGAAGAGAGAAAAAGAAGAUUUAUGCUUUAUGUCGCUGUUAUCCACUACGUGAUUUUGUUCUGGGAAAUUUUUAUUCUGCAUGCAUGUUUUUAAUGGAUGUAUUAUAACAUUGUGAAGCGAAGAAUCAGUUGUUCAAACCAUUUAGAGCAAUGGGGAAUUACAGAUUGUGGAUUUUCCUGUGGAUUCUGUCACUUUCUCGUGGCUGCAAAGGUUUCAAAUGCCAGGAUAAUUAUAAGCCCUGUGAAAACGGGGGUACGUGCGUUGAGAAUCAAUCAAGAUGCGUGUGUCGAUCGAACUUCAUCGGAGAACUCUGCCAGUUUCAGGACCCGUGCCACAGGUCCCCCUGUCUGAACGGAGCGCGUUGCAAAAGCUCAGUGGUGGACGGAGCCGUGCAGUACACGUGUACAUGCCAGCGUGGAUACAGAGGGCAAGACUGCUCCCUGGUUGAUGCCUGUGCCACCAACCCCUGCGCCAACGGUGCCCGCUGCUCCAACUGGAACAACCGCUACAACUGCUCCUGCGCGCCCGGCUUCCAGGGCAAGAACUGCCGCAACGACGUGGAUGAGUGCAAGACCUCCAGCGUGUGUCUGAACGGGGGCACCUGCCUCAACACCCCGGGGUCCUUCCGGUGCCAGUGCCAGCCGGGCUUCUCGGGACGGGGGUGCGAGAUCGCCUCCAUGCCGUGCGCCCCCUCGCAGUGUCUGAACGGGGGCACCUGCCGCCAAACCGGAGACCUGACUUACCAGUGCGCCUGCCUGCCAGGGUUCGAAGGUCACAACUGUGAGAGAAACAUUGACGACUGUCCGGGACACAAGUGCAUGAACGGAGGGACAUGUGUGGAUGGAGUGAACACUUACAACUGCCAGUGCGCACCUGAGUGGACAGGCCAGUUCUGCACCGAAGACGUCAACGAGUGCCACCUGCAGCCCAACGCUUGUCACAACGGGGGCACCUGCUUCAACACCAUCGGCCGGCACACCUGCGUCUGCGUGAACGGCUGGACCGGGGAGGACUGCAGCGAGAACAUCGAUGACUGCGCCACGGCCGUGUGCUUCAAUGGGGCCACCUGCCACGACCGCGUGGCCUCCUUCUUCUGCGAGUGUCCGGUUGGGAAAACAGGUCUGCUCUGCCACUUGGAGGACGCCUGCGUCAGUAACCCCUGCAACGAGGGCGCGGUGUGCGACACCAACCCCCUCAACGGCCGUGCCAUCUGCACCUGCCCCCCUGGCUUCACCGGGGGAGCCUGCAACCAGGACGUGGACGAGUGCUCCAUCGGGGCGAACCCGUGCGAACACUUUGGGAAGUGUGUGAACACCGAGGGCUCAUUCCAGUGCCAGUGUGGGAAGGGGUACAUGGGACCCCGCUGCGAGAUCGACAUCAACGAGUGCCUGUCCAUGCCCUGCCAGAACGAUGCCACCUGUCUCGAUCGCAUCGGGGAAUUCACCUGUAUCUGCAUGCCAGGGUUCAUGGGAACGUACUGCGAAGUGGAUAUCGACGAGUGCGAGAGUAACCCGUGUGUCAACGACGGGCAGUGCAAGGAUGUCGUCAAUGGAUUUGUCUGCACCUGUCUGCCAGGUUUUACAGGCUCAAUGUGUCAGAUUGACAUCGACGAAUGUGCCAGCACACCGUGUCAGAACGGUGCCAAGUGUUUCGACAGACCCAACGGGUAUGAAUGCCACUGUGCUGAAGGUUUUGAGGGCACUGUUUGCGAGAGGAACAGUAAUAACUGUGAUCCGGACCCGUGCCACCACGGCUCCUGCGUGGACGGCAUCGCCAGCUUCACGUGUGUCUGCGAGUCAGGCUACACGGGCUACCGCUGCGAGAACCAGGUGAACGAGUGUCACAGCAACCCCUGCCAGAACGGGGGCAAGUGCAUGGACCUGGUCAACAAGUACCUCUGCCACUGUCAUCCCGGGACGUCGGGCACUAACUGUGAGAUUAAUUAUGACGACUGUGCCAGCAACCCUUGUGAUUAUGGCAUCUGCCAAGAUGGAAUUAACCGCUAUGACUGUAUCUGCAAGCCUGGCUUCAUGGGCCCCCUGUGCAACGUAGAGAUUGACGAGUGCAACUCGAACCCCUGUCGCAACGGUGGCACCUGCGUGGACGAGGAGAACGGCUUCCGCUGCCAGUGUCCAGAGGGCUUCCACGACCUGCUGUGCUACUCCGAGGUAGACGAGUGCAGCAGCAGCCCCUGCGUCCACGGGACCUGCCACGACGACGUUAACGGGUAUAAGUGUGACUGUGAGCCGGGCUGGGUGGGGAUGAACUGUGACCUCAACAGGAACGAGUGCCACCCGAACCCCUGUCUGCACGGAGGCACCUGCACGGACCAGGUCAACGGCUACACCUGCAAGUGUAAAGAGGGCUUCAGAGGGAAUUUGUGUCAAACCAACAUCAAUGACUGUGCCUCGAACCCCUGCCUGAAUAAAGGGACCUGCGUUGACGGCGUCGCCAGUUACACCUGUCUGUGUGACCUGCCCUAUACUGGUCGCGACUGCACGGACGUGCUGGCCCCCUGCUCCCCCAACCCCUGUGAGAACGGAGGGGUCUGUGAACACAGCCUAGACUACGAGAGCUUUGUGUGCACCUGUGCUCCGGGCUGGCAAGGUCAGAGGUGUAACAUAGAUAUCAAUGAGUGCGCCACGAGCCCGUGUAAGAAUCGGGGUACCUGCGCCAACACCCUCGGGGGGUUCACCUGUACCUGCCGACCUGGCUUCACCGGGGUCAACUGUGAGACUGACACCAACGACUGCGCCCCUAACCCGUGUCUGAAUGGUGGCAGCUGCGUGGACGGAGUCAACUCCUUCAAGUGCACCUGCAUGCCGGGCUUCACGGGCACCCGCUGUGGCGUGGAGAUCAACGAGUGCCACAGCAACCCUUGCCGCAACGGGGGCACCUGCACAGACUACGUCAACAGCUACACCUGUACCUGCAAGCUGGGCUUCGCUGGCAUACACUGUGAGCUCAACAUCCCUGACUGCACUGAGAGUUCCUGUUUUAACGGAGGGACCUGCUUCGACGAGAUCAACGGAUACACCUGCCACUGCCGGGCCGGCUUCACGGGCUCAAACUGCCAGUUCGAGAUCAACGAGUGUGACUCCCAGCCCUGCUUGAAUGGGGGAGUGUGUCUGGAUGGGUUAGAGUCCUACCGCUGCACCUGCCCACUAGGAUUCACCGGCUCACGCUGUCAGAACAUGGUUGAUUGGUGCAGCAGGUCACCUUGUAAGAACGGAGGACGCUGUCGACAGAAGGACUCUGUUUACAUGUGCGAGUGUCCAAGCGGCUGGACGGGCCGAUACUGUGACAUCCCGAGCCUCUCCUGUGAGGCAGCUGCGUCCCAGAGAGGUUUGGGAAUUGACCAGCUUUGCCGCUACGGGGGUCACUGUGUGAACGCAGGCAGCACGCAUUACUGCCGCUGUUCGAAAGGAUAUACUGGCAGCUACUGCGAAAGUGAGAUCAACCAGUGUGAGCAGAACCCCUGCCGCAACGGCGCCACCUGCAGGAGCUACGUGGGAGGACACAUUUGUGAAUGCAUGUCAGGCUACUCUGGUGCCAGCUGUGAAACUGAAGUGAAUGAGUGCCAGUCUCACCCUUGUCAGAACGGGGGCACCUGCAUCGACCUGGUCGGACACUAUAUCUGUUCCUGCCCCCCCGGGACGCUGGGAGUGCUGUGUGAGAUCAACGAAGACGACUGCUCCCCCAGCUCGGGCAGCCGAGCCCCUAAGUGCAUGAACAACGGGACGUGUGUGGACAAGGUCGGGGGAUACAGGUGCAACUGUCCACCGGGGUUCACUGGGGAACGCUGCGAGGGGGACAUCAAUGAGUGCCACUCGAACCCAUGCAAUCCCUCCAAUACCCUGGACUGCAUUCAACUGCCCAACGACUACCAGUGUGUCUGCAAGCCUGGCUUUAAUGGACGAAGAUGCCAGAGUACCAUCAACAUGUGUGAGUCUCAGCCCUGUCAGAACGGAGGAAAAUGUUCAGGAACAGUCAACUCCGCGCUGGGAUACAGCUGCAUGUGUCAGCUGAACUACGUGGGGCCUAACUGCGAGAGGAGCCUGCUGUCAUGCCGGGAGAUGUCCUGCUACAACGGAGGGACCUGCGUGAACACGCAGCUGGGCGCCCGCUGUAACUGCGCCCCAGGCUUUGCCGGGCCCGACUGCCAACUACGGGAGAACGCCAGCUGUGCUAGCCAGCCUUGCCGCAACGGGGGCACCUGUCGAAAGGACGCCACCUUCCCCUUCUUCCAGUGCCUGUGCCGUCACGGAUUCAACGGCAAAAGGUGCGAGCAGAGUCUCACACGCAUGCUCCUGCCCCUGCCCACGCCUGAGCCCUCCUGCCCGCUGGCGGAGUGCCGGGGCAAAGCCGACGAUGGUGUCUGCGACAGGGAGUGCAACACGCAUACCUGCCAGUGGGACGGGGGAGACUGCUCGCUCACUGCGCACCCCUGGAAGAAGUGCGAGGCGCAGCAGUGCUGGAAGGUGUUUAACAACAGCCUGUGUGACGAGGCGUGCAACACCCCCGAGUGUCUCUACGACAACUUCGACUGCAAGAAGAAAGAGAGGGCCUGCAGCCCGAUCUACGAGCAGUACUGCAUUGACCACUACGCGGACGGGAGCUGCGAUCAGGGCUGUAACAGCGAGGAGUGUGGCUGGGAUGGGCUGGACUGCGCGGGGGGCGUGGCCAAAAACCUGGCGGAGGGCGUGCUGGUCAUCACCGUGCUGCUCCCGCCCCAGGAGCUGCGCCGAACCAGCACAGACUUCCUACAGAAACUCAGCUUCAUCCUCCACACCACCCUGCGCUUCCGCCAGGACGAGAACGGAGAGGACAUGAUCUACCCCUUCUACCGGAGCCAGUCCCGCAUCCAGAAGAGGGAGCUGGAGCAGGAGAUCAUCGGCUCCAUUGUAAACCUGGAGAUUGACAAUCGCCUCUGUGUCACCGGCUCUGACCCAUCCAAGUGCUUCCCCACUGCGGAAAAUGCGGCCGAUUAUCUGGGAGCGUUAUCUGCCGUGGAAAGACUGCGCUUUCCCUAUCCCCUCAAAGAAGUCCGGGGUGAGAGGAUUGAACCACCAGUCGAUCCCGAGUUGAAUAAGCUCCUCCCCCUGGUGGUGGUUGCCGCGGUGAUUCUCCUGGUGAUUCUCAUCCUGGGCGUCCUGGUUGCUAGGCGCAAGCGGGAGCACAGCACCCUGUGGUUUCCGGAAGGGUUCUUCCUGAAGAAGGAGACCAGCAGCAACAAGAACCGCAGGGAGCCGGUCGGACAGGACGCCUUAGGGAUGAAGAACAUGCCAAAGACUGUGGAGCAGAGUUUGCUUUCCGAUCACACUGAACAGUGGCUGGACACUGACUGUCCUGAAGCCAAGAGACUGAAGGUGGAGGAGCCAGGGACCGCUUCGGAUAACGAGGACGCAGUGGACUCUCGGCAGUGGACGCAGCACCACCUGGCCGCGGCCGACAUCCGCAUGCCCCCCUCCAUGGCGCUCACACCCCCCCAGGGGGAGUUUGACAACAACUGCAUGGACGUCAACGUCAGAGGACCCGACGGAUUCACGCCGCUUAUGCUGGCCUCUUUCUGCGGCGGUGGGCUGGAGGCCGAGGUCGUGGAGGAGGAAGACGCAGACGAUUCUUCAGCCAACAUAAUCUCGGACCUCAUCUACCAGGGCGCCAGCCUGGCGGCCCAGACCGACCGGACCGGAGAGUCGGCCCUGCACCUGGCUGCCCGCUACGCCCGCGCUGACGCCGCCAAACGCCUGCUGGACGCCGGAGCCGACGCCAACGCCCAAGAGAACACGGGCCGGACACCGCUCCACGCUGCCGUGGCUGCAGACGCACAGGGAGUCUUCCAGAUCUUGAUCAGAAACAGAGCCACGGAUCUGGACGCCAGGAUGUACGACGGCUCGACAGCUCUUAUCCUCGCAGCCCGUCUGGCUGUGGAGGGCAUGGUGGAGGACCUCAUUGCGUGCCACGCCGACGUCAACGCUGUCGAUGAAAUAGGUAAAUCCGCCUUGCAUUGGGCCGCGGCCGUGAACAACGUGGAAGCAACUCUUGCGCUUUUGAAGAACGGAGCAAACAAGGAUAUGCAGGACCUCAAGGAGGAGACUCCUCUGUUCCUGGCCGCUCGGGAAGGCAGUUGCGAAGCUGCCAAGAUCCUGCUGGACCACUUUGCCAACCGGGAGAUCACGGACCACAUGGACCGCCUCCCCAGAGACAUCGCGCAGGACAGGAUGCACCACGACAUCGUGCAGCUGCUGGACGAGUACAACAUCGUGCGCAGCCCCCAAGGCCACGGGAUGCAGGGGCACCACAUGGCAGGAGGCCACACCCUGUCCCCGCUCAUGUGCCCGCCCGGCGCGUUCAUGCCAGGCCUCAAACAGACGGGGCAAGGGAAGAAGUCGAGGCGACCGAGCGCCAAGGGGGCAGGCCAGCAGCAUGCCAGCCUGGUGCGAGAAGCCAAGGAGUCUGCCAAAGCCAGGAACAAGAAGCUGUCGCUGGACUGCCAGGGAUCGUUGAUGGAGAGUUCGGUCACCCUCUCGCCCGUCGACUCGCUGGAUUCUCCUCGCGGGGGCUACGUGACGAACCCGGCUUCACCGGCCAUGCCGUCGGCGGGGAUCUUCCACCAGGCUUCGUCUAUGUCAGUUCCCACCACCCCGGUGGUCCGUGGCCUCCUGGACGGGCCCUUUGCCGUCUCCCUGGCGAGGCUGAGCGAUAUCGGAGAGCUGCCGGGUCCAGGUCAGAACGCAGCCAUCCUGUCGAUGAAUUCCAUGCAGCCGCGUGUCUCCAUGUCCUCGGUCAACGUCGGCACGGGGCAGCCCAACUACGUCCUGAAUGCCGGCCAGCUGGGGCUGAACCUGGGUAUGGUGAGCCCGGUGAGCGUGCCUUUCGACUGGCACACCCGCAUCCCCACAUCCCAGUGCAACCAGCAGGUCAUCAACCUGGUGCACCCCAUCCAGACCCAGGCUGGCAUGCAUCAGCAGCAUCAGCAAGCUGUUCUCCAGCAGCAGCAGCAGCAGCAGCAGCAGCAGCUGAUUCUCCAACACCAGCAACGUAUGUUCCACGGAUCUCAAGUCCUGGUUCAGCAGCACAGCCCGGUCAAAAUGCAAACAGUGGCCGAACAGCAAAAGCAGAUGAACCAAGCCCAGCAGCAGCAGCAGCAGCAGCAGCAGCAGCAGCAGCAAAUGCAAACCUUGGUCAACCAGCAGAAAUUGGCCCGGCUUGGUUCAGCCACCCCACCAGAUGCUCAGCCUCCUCCUCCUCCUCCUCCUCCUCCUUCUCAAACUCCGACUCAGCAGCAGCAGCCACAGCCACAGAACGUGUCCCAAGCCCCGCAGUUCUUCAAGCAAAUGAGCAACCCACCCGCGGAGGAUUACCCGACCCCGCCUUCCCAGCACAGCUACGCCUCGACCCACGACGCCACACCCAAGCAUUACCUCCAUCUGCAGAACGAGCACCCCUACCUGACGCCCUCCCCCGAGUCCCCCGAGCAGUGGUCCAGCCCUUCUCCUCAUUCCAUGUCUGACUGGUCAGACUCCACCCCUAGCCCAGCUGUCGUUGGUCCAGCCCACACCCAGCUCCCCCACAUGCAGGAACUGAGCACCAAGGUGCAGGUUUUCGCAUAAAGAAGACCUACAGCAACAAAUAGGGAGGGAUACGUCUCUCUAUCGUACAGUACAGUAAAACCUGUUUUUUUUUUCAGGUUUUACGGUUAUUUUUGUAUCCUCCUUUUUCUUUGCAUUCUUUUGCAAGCAAAAAAAUAAGGGUGGGGGAAAAGAUGUUGUUGUCUUAAGGAAAAGACAUUUUUUUUAUUGUAUGAAGUAAGACUUUUUGUACAGAGCACGCUCUGGAACUUGAAAAAAAAAAGAGAAAUGAACAUGAAAUAUGAAGAAGAAAGUUCUCCUGUAAAGAAGAAAUGUUUUUUUUUGGUUUUGUUUUUUUCUAAAAAGAAGUUUUGAAGGAAAUUUCUUAAUGUUCUUUUUUAUUUAUUACUUUUUUCCUCAUGAUUAUAUAAUAUCACUGCCUCCUUUUCUCUCUUGCCUGUGUAAAUAUAAGAUGUAAUGUUUUCUGCGUCUCUCUGACGGUUCGUGAAAGUGGGUUUAGGAUCUUUCCAAUGGGGCCUUUAAAACAAUUGCUGAUGUCUUGUUUUUAGCAAAACUUAGCUCACACUUCAUACACGCUGGGCAGCAGUAUUUAAGGAAUGCUAGAUAUUGCAAGUAUCUGUUUUAUUCUCCCAACUUUAAAACACUCCAGCAUAAAGAAAUAAAGUCAUGAAUAGAGAAUAAGGCGUCAAGUUUAGCCACAGCUGAUUUUUUUAGAGCAUUUUACAGUGCUAGACAACACUCAGAACUGCCUUAACCAUCUAUCCAUGGUUACCCCAGGGUGCAUAGUGGGUGCAAUACUAAUGUAUUCCCUGGUGCUGUAAAAUGCUCUACAUGUCCAGCUGUGGCGUACGCUGGCUAGGGUGUGUGCAGACCAAAUCUACCCCUUAGAUUCUUUCUGAAAAUACUUCCGUUUGCAGUUACAGACGAACAAGAAGAAACAGAUACUCCCAAUCUCACUCACACAUCUUCUUCAAGUAGCGCAGUGCUUUUCCCGAUUGUACAAGAGAAGCCAACACGACAUUUGCACAACACGACCAAGUAAUGUUGUGAUAUUUCUUUUUUUUUUUUUUUUUAAACUGCCCUGACCGUUGUUAAGACAGUAUUAAAUACUCGCUGGUCGCAAGGUUAAUCACUGCCAAUUAAUACACUGUGCGAUCGCCUUACCAUUCAUUCUGGCAAGAAAACAGCUGAGGUUGUGUAAGGACAGUUUUUGGAAAAGGGAACGGGAAGCCUGUGAAGUCUCUUAAAUGUUACACGUUGCUGUUGGGGGGGGAAAAAAGAAACAAUUAAUUGAAGGCAAGGGCGAAAUCCACCAGGAGGCUAGAAGGUGUAGUUUAAUGUAGAGGGAUUGCUAUUAAAAAAGUUAUUUCCCCGUUCCCUGUCAAAAUGUGAUCCAGAGGACAGCAGUGUGACGAAGGCGUUUUUAAUCAAGGACUAACAGAAUGUUAGCGCUAGUGUGUGUUUUGCGCCCCCUUGUGCUUGGAGGUAUUGUUGAACAGCGCGAUAAAGCAGGGAUACGACACAGUUCGGCCGCUUUCCUCCUGUUGCGUGGUUUACAGUUUGUUUUAUCACAGCAGAAGCAGGGGCGCAAAUCUUCAUGGUCUCCCUAGCCCAAGAGCCCGGAAAAAAAUAAAUAAUCAAAUCAGAUAAAGAAAGCAUUCCAGUGAGAAGGCGUAGCCCUAGAAUUAGGUCUAACGGUAAAUAGUUUGAAUCCAUAUUGGAAUUAAGUAUCUUAAAUAGGGAGUCCCUCUUAAAAAAAGAGUUUCAGCUAAAAGGGAAUAACAUUUUGCAGCCACUACCCAUCUGCCAUUAUUAUCACCAUUUUUGUGUUUUGUUGUUUCACAGGAGAACUGUACUUAACUAAGCUUAUAAACAUGGCUGCUAUGUUCAGUGUUUCUCACCAAUUUGUAAAUUGAAUUAAGCAUUGCCGUAAUCAGUCAUCAGUAUUGUAGUGUAGAUUUCAGUGUGUUGGUCCUGAUUGUCUUCUUGCCAUUGUCUCCGGUUUUAUUCAAUUCGGGGCCCAAGUGAAAUGGCGUCUUGUGAAUGUUUACAAGGGAAUUGGGUUUAAAUAGUUGCUGCUAUGCAGCCCCGCCCCUCUUAAGACAUUAUUAAUGAGCCGCUUUUUCAAUCAGCCAAUCCCAAAGCACCAAUGGGAGGAGUAAGCCCAGUGCCACACCCACAAACUCACAAACUAUAAAACAGAUUUUUUUUUCUCUCUUAGAGUUGGCAUGCAAGAAGGGCAACGCGUUGAUUUUUUAAAAAAUUUUUUAGGUAUUAUCAUUUGUAUUAUCUUAUUAAAAAUGGUGGUUGGAAGAUCACAGUUGUCUUGCUCUGGGACUACUAACUUGGACUAUGUUUGGUUAAAAAGGAAACAAACAGCUUGGAUGCAGCAUUGAAAAAGAUGGAAAAAAAAGGAAACACACACACCCACAUUCCUAACUGUUUUCCUUUGCUUACUUGUAAGCAAGCUGGUCUGUGUAUGCUUCUAAGUCACUAAAGCAUGGAUGCUUUACCAAGGGAGCUGUCCUGCAUCCAGAUUUUAACACACAAAAUUUUGGGGGCCACCUCAUUACUGGACAAUCAUUCCUUGCUGCUAAUUUGUACUUCCGAAAGCAUUGUUUUAUCCUGUGUGAUGAACUGUGCCGGUAUUGUAAACGCAUGGUGGGUUCAAUCACAAUAACAGCGCAGCUGCUAUAGGAUUUCUGUCAUGUUACAUACUGGUGCUUUAGCAGCACAAUUCAGUCAUUUUAAUUUCAUUUAGGUUUCAGUCACUGUGCAUAACUGAACCAUGUUAAGUGCCCUAUCUAUGUAUCUGUUUUAUAAUGCAUAUAUGUUUUUUUUUUUUGUUUCCCCAAAGUUUUGGCAGGACAACUUCUUAAACUCCAUAGAGUUCACACAAACUGUUUUAAAAUUUCUAAAAAAAAAAAAAAUGUAAAUAAAAAGAGGGUAUAAACCUCUGGGGAUGGAAAUAGGUCUCUAAUUGCAAAGAGGUCUGAUCCAUUGCAGAUUUUACUUUGAGUUUUGAUCAUUACAGCCGCAGUGGCUAAUCACACAGUACAGCCCACAGUGGAUCAUGUAGCUAUGCAGUCAGAGUUUAAAUUAUAUAUAUAUAUAUAUAUAUAUAUAUAUAUAUAUAUAUAUAUAUAUAUAUAUAUAUAUAUAUAUAUAUAUAUAUAUAUAUAUAUAUAUUUAAUCACCUCAUUGCGUUCUCAUUUAAAACUUUGAAAUAGAUUUUGGGGACUUAAAAACAUAUUUGACCAAACCAAUGUACAUGCAAGUAUAGCUCAAAAAACUCCAUGGAGACAUUCCUCUGCUUCUGUGAAUUAUUUUCAUACUUACUUGUAUCAACUACCUUUUCAACGCAACUCCACAGAAAACAAAUGCUCCGUGUACAUUUCAGAAUUCAUGAUCUUAGUUGUAAAUACACCGAUUUGAAGUAGUUUAUUUACUGUAGGAGUCUUAUUUGUGUUAAAAAAAUGUAUGUACUAAAAAAAAAAAAAAAAAAAAAAUCCUAUUAGCAAUAUUGUGAAACUGAAGAUGUGACCAAUAUUUUCUUGGUCUUUGUAUUAUUAGGACAGUUAUAGAUUAUUAUUUUUAUUAAUUCCAAUACUUGUUAAAAUGUAGUUAAACUUGUACAGAAACCCCUUUUCACAAUGUUUGUAUGCAGCUACAAGUUGUAAAGUUACUGCUAAUAAAACUGUAGGUAACUACAAAA